AGGAGGGCGGUCUUCCGGUGUGACUGGAAAGGGGAGCUGAGGGGAGCCGGAAGAGACCGUCGAAGCUUUUUGAGGGGAAGAGAAGCGAGCGGCGGGAGGGCCAGUUGAGGCGACAGGAUGUCUUCCGGUGCUUUAUUCCCAACCUUGGUGCCCGGUUCUCGGGGCUCGUCGAGCAAAUACCUGGUAGAGUUCCGUGCCGGAAAGAUGUCUCUGAAAGGCAGCACUGUCACUCCUGAUAAGCGGAAGGGCCUUGUCUACAUUCAGCAAACGGACGACUCCCUCAUUCACUUCUGUUGGAAAGACAGGACAUCUGGGAACGUGGAUGAUGACCUGAUUAUAUUUCCUGAUGACUGUGAAUUUAAAAAGGUACCUCAGUGUACUACUGGCCGUGUCUUUGUAUUGAAAUUCAAGGCUGGAUCCAAGAGACUUUUCUUCUGGAUGCAGGAACCGAAGACGGAGAAAGAUGAAGAGCACUGUCGUAAAGUGAAUGAGUACCUCAACAACCCACCCAUGCCUGGCGCUCUCGGAGGCAGUGGAAGUGGGGGCCAUGAACUUUCAGCCCUUGGAGGUGAGGGUGGCUUGCAAAGCCUUCUGGGAAACAUGAGUCAUAACCAGCUGAUGCAGUUGAUUGGACCAACGGGCUUAGGAGGACUUGGUGGACUCGGUGCUCUGACAGGUCCUGGCCUGGCUAGUCUGUUGGGCAGUGGGGGGCCUCCAACUAGCAGCUCUUCUUCAAGUUCUCGCAGCCAGUCAGCAGCUGUCACACCAUCCUCCAGUACCUCCUCCACACGGGUGACGCCCGCUCCUGCUGCUCCUGCAGCUGCCGCAGCCACUACUCCUAGUCCUGCUCCCAGCUCAGGAAAUGGGACCAGCACCGCAACAAGCCCUACACAACCUAUCCAGCUGAGUGAUCUUCAGACCAUCUUAGCUACUAUGAAUGUACCAGCCGGAACAGGAGGACAGCAAGUUGACCUGUCCAGUGUGCUUACUCCAGAAAUAAUGGCACCUAUUCUGGCCAACACAGAAGUUCAAGAGCGCUUGCUGCCUUACCUUCCUUCAGGGGAAUCUCUGCCGCAAACUGCAGAGGAGAUUCAGAACACGCUCACCUCUCCGCAGUUCCAUCAGGCGCUGAGCAUGUUCAGUGCUGCCUUGGCUUCUGGGCAACUGGGACCCCUGAUGAGCCAAUUUGGCUUACCAGCUGAGGCCAUAGACGCCGCAAAUAAAGGGGAUGUGGAGGCGUUUGCAAAAGCCAUGCAGAACAACGUCAAAUCUGACCAAAAAGAAGGAGAAGCAAAGGAGAAGAAGGACGAAGAGGAAGACAUGAGUUUAGAUUAGGUUUCUUAAUAGUGUCUGAAGGAUACUCCUAGAUAUUAAGUAGAAUCCCUAGCUAACUCCGUGUAUCAAAUCUACAAGUAAAGGAUCUCGCUCCCAAAAUUCUUUCUGGAAAUAAAACUUUUUUCCCCAUUUUUUCCCAGACCAGGCAGCUGUUUAGCCUUAAGACACACUUGUCCCUAGGAAGGAUUUGAUUGGACUAAACGGAAUCUUGCAUCCAGUAAAACUGUAGCGUUUUAAGUUUGAAGGGUUAGCCUACACCUGUUAGUUUAUAUACAUAUAUAUAUAUAUAUAUUUAUAUUUAGCUAAUUGUAUCUGGGCGUGUCUAUAUCUGGUGGAAUAUUUUUGACUUCAUGCCUUCAUUAAAGAUUUGAGGGGCUCCUGAAAGUCUGAUCUCCUCCCCUCCCUCCGUGUUGGAUAAUGUGGGGCUGGGGAAAUUGUUUGAGCAGAAUUCUGUAUUUUCACAGGAACCACAAGUCCCAAGUAUUUUUAACUGGCUUAAUCUCCAUUUGCAAAGAGGCUUGGCUCCAUUUGCCAAGGGUGGGCUGGGCAUGACACAAGGCGAUAAAAGAAGGGUUAUUAUGGCUUUGAAGUUGACAAAUAACUGGCAAAAUUAUUGUUUUUUUUCGGGAGAGGUUAUAGAAUUGAACCCUUGCAAGAAAUUUAAUUGGUUGUAAGCAUGUAAUUCACAUUGUAUAAAGAGGGAAGACUACUA
Protobothrops mucrosquamatus (brown spotted pit viper) is the source of this 2047-nucleotide messenger RNA. RefSeq names its product adhesion regulating molecule 1 (gene ADRM1). The transcript is spliced from 10 exons. Gene Ontology annotation, biological process: ubiquitin-dependent protein catabolic process. Gene Ontology annotation, molecular function: ubiquitin binding; endopeptidase activator activity; proteasome binding. Gene Ontology annotation, cellular component: cytoplasm; proteasome regulatory particle, lid subcomplex; nucleus. The coding region runs from base 118 to 1335 and encodes 405 amino acids. The record is from RefSeq and is a predicted model, not a curated record. Lineage: Eukaryota; Metazoa; Chordata; Lepidosauria; Squamata; Viperidae.